AUGAUAAGUUUAACUAGACAGGACUCAAUUGGUUCGAAUGUUCGCUUCAAGGAUCAAAAUCUUAUUCGAAAUUCCUUCUCGAAUUUCGAGCAAAUACGCCGUAAAGGAAAAUUGUGCGAUGCUGACCAUCAAAAGUUUUCCGCUCACAAAAUUGUUCUUGCUGCCACAAUUCCAUUUUUCGAUGCCAUGUUUUUGAGUGGAAUGUGUGAAGCAACAAAACGUGAAAUCACUAUUCAGGGCAUUGAUCCAGCUGUAUUGGAAGCUUUUAUCACAUUUGCAUAUACGGGUGAAAUUCAAAUUACUCCAGGGAAUGUUCAAGCCACUCUCAUUGGUGCCAGUUUUCUUCACAUUGACAGUGUUCGCCACUAUUGUUGUCGAUAUAUUGAAGACAGAUUGAACCUCGAAAAUAUCCUCCAGGUCCGUAGUUUCGCUUCAAGUUUUCUCUGCUCAGGUCUUGUUGGCGCUUGUGAUCGCAUCAUUCAUGAGAAUUUUGAACAUCUUGCCACUUCCCCAGCUUUCUACGAAGCUCUUUCUGGUCCAGAGUUUUGCAGAAUUCUUGAAAGUGAUGACCUUCAAGUGAGUAGUGAAGAACGCGUCUUUUAUUCAAUUAUCGGAUGGUGUGAGCACACGUCUCCUUCCGCAGCAUCAGGGAGUUCAGAACUUAGUCGUUCUCUCCAGUCCCUCCAAUUCACCACUCCCACCUCUUCAUCCCAAAUGGCCUUAUCCCUCUCUGAAAAGUCUAGUCUAUCAACUUCUUCACGUCUCAGAUUUCUACCUGAAUUGCUCUCCCGUGUUCGCCUACCACUUCUUUCCGCUCAAUUCAUUCGUGAUGUAGUCUCGAAGAAUCCGCACAUUCGAGCCGAUAUGGCAUGCCGGGAUCUUCUAGAUGAAGCUCGUGAUUUGCUCCUCUUACCAGACUCUGCCACCACCUCAAAAUGCUCGUUUGUCUGUCGACCUAGACGUGGCCAGGAAGUGAUUGGAGUGAUCUAUGUUGUCGGAGGAGGAGUCGCUAAUACCAAUUCUACGGCUCAAGCGGUAUCCCCUAAUAUCGCUAAUGGGGCCCCUGUUGAGGUGACUGCAGGACAAGGGGGCGAAUUACAAAGCUUUGUAGAAGCAUAUAACCCUCUUGUAGAUCGAUGGGAAGUUGUGGAAAGCAUGUCAUCGGAAAGGAGUCGGUAUGCUGUUGUCGCACUUAAAGGUUGUCUUUAUGCUAUUGGUGGAUUGGAUGGCUACACUCGUCUCAACACUGUGGAGAAAUUCGAUCCUAAAACGGGAGUUUGGGAACGUGUUGCCUCAAUGAAUUAUCGUCGAAGUGCUCUAGGAGCUUCUGUGCUUAAUGGGAGGAUCUAUGUUUGUGGGGGCUAUGAUGGUGUUUCCUCCCUUCGCACCUGUGAGGUUUAUAAUCCUGAACAAAAUCGCUGGCAAGUGAUACCCAGUAUGACGGAGUGUCGUUCAGCUGGGGGUGUAGUGGCUUUGGAGGAUGGUCGACUCUUUGCGAUUGGCGGACACAAUGGAUUGCCAAUCUUUGCUUCUGUGGAAUGUUAUCAUCGGAGGGGCCACCACAUGCCUCCUAGUACCUCCUCAAAUCCUAAUGCAACUCCUUUUACACCUGGUAUUCGUCGUGUUUGGCGACAGGUAGCUCCUAUGCUGCAUAGUCGUUGUCGACAUGGAGUUGCUGUACUCCGUGGUAGAAUCUUCGCUGCUGGUGGUUAUAAUGGAUGCCAUUUCCUCAGAUCUGUAGAGAUGUACGACCCAACUUCAUCUGCACUGGUAUCCAUGAACGGAGAGCCGGGUCUAGGUCAAUGGACAGAGGUCGCCUCCUUAUCCACGCCGAGGUCACGUGUUGCUUUGGCUGCAUCCGGCGGACGAUUGUAUGCCAUCGCGCAAUCCUAA
This is a messenger RNA of Rodentolepis nana, 1893 nucleotides long. NCBI's taxonomy places the organism in Eukaryota, Metazoa, Platyhelminthes, Cestoda, Cyclophyllidea, Hymenolepididae. The record is from the annotation of a GenBank genome assembly.